Nematolebias whitei (Rio pearlfish) is the source of this 2903-nucleotide messenger RNA. RefSeq names its product periostin, osteoblast specific factor a (gene postna). The record is from RefSeq and is a predicted model, not a curated record. Gene Ontology annotation, molecular function: protein binding. The transcript has 23 exons. NCBI's taxonomy places the organism in Eukaryota, Metazoa, Chordata, Actinopteri, Cyprinodontiformes, Rivulidae. Bases 1 to 2874 code for a protein of 957 amino acids.
AUGGAUCGGCUGCUGGUGGUCACUUUACUGGUCGUGGCACUCUGUUUUCUGGGGAGCGUGGAUUCUUUAGCUUAUGACAAGAUAGUUUCCCACAGCCGCAUACGGGCCAGGAAAGAAGGUCCCAAUGUGUGCGCUCUGCAGCAGGUCGAGGGGACCAAGAAGAAGUACUUCAGCACCUGUAGAAACUGGUACAAAAAAACCAUCUGUGGCAAGAAAGCUGAUGUCUUAUAUGAAUGUUGUCCUGGGUACAUAAAGCUGGAAGGGAUGAGAGGAUGUCCUGCAGUGGCUCCCAUUGACCAUUUAUAUGGUAUGUUGGGGCUUCUAAAGGCUACAACCACGCAGCAAUAUGCUGACAUGUCAAAGCUCAGGGAGGAAAUUGAAGGCAAAGGCUCCUUCACCAUGUUUGCACCAAGUAAUGACGCCUGGGAUGAGCUGGACCCUACUGUACGGUCUGAUCUAGAGAGCAAUGUGAAUAUUGAGCUGUACAACUCGCUUCACUAUCACAUGGUGAACCACCGACUGAUGACCAAAGACAUGAAGAAUGAUAUGACCGUCACUUCGAUGUACAACAACCUUGGGAUUUACAUUAACCACUAUCCAAAUGGGGUUGUGACUGUGAACUGUGCCAGGGUCAUCCACGCUAACCAGGUGGCCCAAAACGGUGUGGUGCAUGUCAUUGACCGAGUCAUCAGCUCUGUGGGUAACACCAUCAAGGACUAUCUGGAAAGCAAUGAGGAUCUCGCCACUUUUACUGAUUCAGCUUUUGCUUCAGGUGUGAUGGACAAGUUGGGAAAGCCUGGUCAUUAUACUUUGUUUGUUCCAACUAAUGAAGCUUUUAAUAAACUGAGUGACGGCUUCAUGGAGAGAAACACUGAAAACCAGGCUGUUAUUACAGCCUUGGUGAACAACCACUUGUUGAGCAGCAUCCAGUGUGCAGAAGCAAUCAUGGCGGGAACGGUGUAUGAGACCAUGGAGGGCAGCACCAUAGAAAUCGGCUGUGAUGGUGACAGUCUCACGGUCAACGGCGUCAAAAUGGUGCUGAAGAAGGACAUUGUAACCUCCAAUGGUGUCAUUCACCUUAUAGACCAGGUGCUUCUUCCCAACGCAGCCAUGGAAGUCAAGGAAUUGAUGGGAGAUUCUCUGAGCAUUUUCAGCGACUUCAUUGGUGCAAUGAAAUUACUUUCUACUCUGGAGAUGGAGACUCAAUACACCCUCCUGGCUCCUCUGAAUACUGCCUUUACUGAUGAGGUAAUGUCAGACGAGGCUCUUCUGAGACUGACUCUGGAAAACCACAUCUUGAAGCUGAAAGUCACACUGAGUGAGCUUUACAACGGCCAGCUGCUGGAAACGCUCUCUGGCAAACUGCUCAGAGUCUUCAUCUAUCGCACUGCUGUGUGCAUAGAAAAUGCAUGUAUGGUGCGUGGCAGUAAAGAGGGAAGCAAUGGCGCCCUUCAUCUUAUGAAAUCCUUGAUCCAACCGUCUGAGAAAACGGUCUUUGAACUCCUGAGUACUGAUGGGCGCUUCAAGAUUUUCUUGUCACUGAUGAAUGCAGCAGGCCUGGAGAACUUACUAAAGCAAGAGGGCUCAUACACCGUCUUUGCACCAACUGAUGAAUCCUUUGAGAGUCUUGGUGAAGAGGACUUAACUAUGCUUAAAAGUGAUCCCAAUUUUUUGAGAAAUAUUCUCCUCUACCACUUCAGCGAUGGCAUCUUCAUCAACGGAGGAUUAGAGCGGGGGGUUACCAAUCUUCUCAAAUCCCUGCAAGGCAGCAACCUGCAAGUUAAAUCUGUAAACAAUUCAAUCUAUGUUGACUCAGUGGCUGUAGCAGACAAUGACCUGAUGGCCACAAAUGGUGUGAUCCAUGUGGUGAAGAAUGUUCUCUAUCCUGCUGAGCUUCCUGUGGGCCGUCAGGACCUCCUGAAGCUUCUGGAGAAGAUCAUUAAGUCGAUCCAGUUUAAGUUUAUUUCUGGAUAUUCAUAUGUUGAGAUUCCACUCACUUUCCUCAAGAUGACCAUCACUACCACUCAUUAUGUUGAAGAUCCAAGCCCUGAAACAAGAACAGUGACAAGAGUCAUUGAAGGACAGCCAUCUCUCACCAAGUUUACCAGGGUUAUUGAGGGGCAACAGGUCAAUACCAAGGUUACCAGAGUUAUUGAAGGGCAACCAGCCAAUACCAAGGUUACCAGAGUUAUUGAAGGGCAACCAGCCAAUACCAAGGUUACCAGAGUUAUUGAAGGGCAACCAGCCAAUACCAAGGUUACCAGAGUUAUUGAAGGGCAACCAGCCAAGACCAAAGUUACCAGAGUUAUUGAAGGGCCCAAGGUUACCAGAGUUAUUGAGGGACAGCCAGCCAAGACCAAGGUUACCAGAGUUAUCGAGGGACAGUCGGCCAAGGCCAUGCUUACAGAGGCUAUUGAUGAGCAGCCCACCAUCACCAAGGUAACAAGAGUCAUCGAAGCAGAACCAUCAGUCUCAAAAGUGGUUGAUGAGGGUGAGUCUUCAUUGACUAAAGUGACAAGGGUCAUUGAGGCAAAACCUUCCCUCACAAAAGUAACCAGGGUCAUCGGCCGACAGCCCACCAUCAACAAAGUUACAAGGGUCAUAAGCGGCACAGACCUUGGUGCAGAUAAGAAGAAGACAGAAACAGGUGAAGCCACAUCCAUCACAGUGAAAGAGCCUCAGAUCAUUGCAGGCCCAGAUUUCUCUAAAUUCACCAACUUCCGUGGAAACCCUAGUCUGGUCAAUGAGGAAUCGGAUAGAAUUACCAAACUCAUUCAAGGAGGGGGAAGGGGAUUUUCUGCUGCCAGAAAAGCUCCAGUCGGAAUACGGAGAAGAGCAAGGCUGGUCAGGCGUCAACAGAAGCCAAGCGAAUGAAGGCAAGAAAGAAAAAGGACGCUGACGCU